Messenger RNA from Rhododendron vialii, 2347 nucleotides. Its product is annotated as F-box/kelch-repeat protein At3g06240-like. NCBI's taxonomy places the organism in Eukaryota, Viridiplantae, Streptophyta, Magnoliopsida, Ericales, Ericaceae. Bases 111 to 1325 code for a protein of 404 amino acids. The transcript is spliced from 2 exons. Gene Ontology annotation, molecular function: protein binding. The record is from RefSeq and is a predicted model, not a curated record.
GAAGCACUAGUUAACGACUCGUCAUCAUACGAUCGUUGCCCGUAUACCUCUCUUUCACCCUACACAAGAACCCUUGAAUCAGAAAGCAUCUGCAAAUCAAAUUUCUGAAGAUGACGCGGACUAAGACCAUUAUCGACCAUUCCAUCUGGAGAAACCUUCCGCCGGAGAUAAUCGGCGACGUACUCUAUCGAUUGCCCAUCAAGUCCCUCUGCCGAUUCAAGUGCGUCUCACCCUCGUGGAAUUCCCUAAUCUCCUCCCCCGGUUUCGCCGAAACCCACCUCCACAUAUCCGGUACCCCAAACAAGCCUCAAAAAACCAUUCUCAUUACCAGCUCCCACGCUCUCUUCUCCGUCGACUUCGCCGCCGCGAAUCCCACCGCGGAAAAGCUUGAUUUCACGCUCCCCGGGGAACGCCCCGGCAAUCCGGUCCGCGUUUGGGGCUCCUGCAAUCCGGUCUGCGGUUGGGGCUCCUGCAAUGGCUUGGUUCUGGUUUCUGAUCAAGGUGUUUCUCUCAGCCUCUUCUUGUUGAAUCCAUUCACUAGAGAAUGUAAGAAACUGCCCCAAUCGCCUCUGGCUGACCUCUGUUUGUAUGAAGAUCCCCACGUUUUUCAACAUGGAUUGGGUUACGACUCGUCUACGGAUGAUUACAAGGUUGUGAUGCUCCUUACCCGUCCUAUUAUUGAUUCUAAUGGCUAUGAUUACAUCAAUAAUGGGGCUGUCUAUUCACUGAAAAUUGAUGCUUGGAGGAGAAUUCAAGAUUCACAUUAUAUCCCAGAGGGUCUUCUUCAUGGCGUUUAUUUUAAUGAGCGUCUCCAUUGGCUUUGGCGGAGCCCUAGUAGUGGUUCUAAAGUUGUCGUUGCUUUUGAUUUGUGGGAUGAGGUUUUUAGGGAAGUGCCCCUGCCUACUUCCUUUGAUAAUUAUAAGUUGGGCCCGUUGGUACUUGGGAGUUGUCUCUGUUUGGUUGUUUUGCCCUUUGAAGGUGAUGUAAUUGAAGUUUGGAUGAUGAAGAAGUACGGGGUAAGAGAGUCGUGGACCAAAUUUACGAUGACUAAGCACUGGAUGGGUUUAGAGGAUGUGUUGUAUUUGGCAGCAGAAGAGGAAUUUGUAUUGAGAACAUCUGAAAUGAUAGAAGAAGUUAACGGGGUAGGGAUAAUAGAUGAAUCUAGUCUAGAGAAACUAGUAGUGUACAAUCCUAAAAAGGAAACACUGAGGGACAUGGUGGUUUGUGGCAUUCCAACUAAAUAUACGGUUGGAGGCAACUACAUCGAAACCCUCGUCUCUCCUAAUCACGGAGGACGGAUUCGGAGACACUGUGAAGCUUCUUGAGGUGAAAGUUCAAAGAGUUAUCAGCGAAGUAACAUCCAAGCUCUAAUCCUGCAAAUUAAACUCUGUGUAGCAGUACUCAACUGUUUACCGGCUAACCAUGUUUCUAUCUAGAUACUCACGAUUCAAACUAGUAUCCGUUUCACUUUGGAUACCAAAGCCUGAUGCUCUUCAACACUUCAUCUCCUAGGGCUUUUGAAGGCACUUCUGGGGCUUGAUUUCAAUUGAAGUUUUUUGUUUUUUAAUGUGUAUUCUUGUAGCUUCAAUUUCUUUUCUUGGCUAGGAACGGCUUUGUUGUGUUGUGGUAUUGUUGUUUGUUAUUCCAUGACUGUUCUGUUAUUCACAUUGGGAUGUAACGAGGAUGGCUUUCAUACGGAGGACUUGGGGAAAUUCCCUGUUCGUCGGGUCCAAGAAAUUGAGUGCUUGAAGCUCAAGCUAGUUGUAUUGUCAUCACCAAAUUGUGAAGCUCUUGCGGAUAGACAGCUUUGGAGUUGUCAUCCUAUUAAUCUUUAUCUUGAAAUAGCAAUAGCUUCUUAUGUUGUAACAGAUCGACGCUCCACAUUCAUGGUUUGUGUUAAUAAGUUCCAAAGUGUUUUUUUUUUUUUUUGGGAACAAAAAUUUGUUCGAAAGUGAACUCCUGUGAUUACCAAUAGGUGAAUAUGGAGAGAGAAGGGGUGCAAUUUACCUGAACAGAAUAUGCAGUCAUCAGUAGAAACCUUACAAGAAGGGCAGAAAGCAAUGGUGGGGAUUGAAAUAUGACUCCCAUUGCGAAACUCUGAAAUAUGAUAAAAACAUUAAAUCAGCACAACAUGAAAAGAAACGCGUUGAUAGAGCUUCAAAGAGUAUACAAGAACUCUUCGAGUGCUGCUACUGGCAAAAGUCCGGUUGUUGUUUGAGACUUGAACGUUUAUCUUCCUGGCAACAGGAUUUACGAACCGUUAAGAGAUAUGUGGAGGUAAUCGCUAUUCCAAACUCCGUUGAAAUUUCCCCGGACACUAGCGGAAGAUAAGGUUUGUUCACCUAGA